This is a messenger RNA of Candidula unifasciata, 341 nucleotides long. The record is from the annotation of a GenBank genome assembly. Lineage: Eukaryota; Metazoa; Mollusca; Gastropoda; Stylommatophora; Geomitridae.
CUUUCCCACUGUCACAAUGUACUACAGCUUUCCCAUUGUCACGAUGUACUACAGCUUUCCCACUGUCACAAUGUACUACAGCUUUCCCACUGUCACAAUGUACUACAGCUUUCCCACUGUCACAAUGUACUACAGAUUUCCCACUGUCACAAUGUACUACAGCUUUCCCACUGUCACGAUGUACUACAGCUUUCCCACUGUCACAAUGUACUACAGCUUUCCCACUGUCACAAUGUACUACAGCUUUCCCACUGUCACAAUGUACUACAGCUUUCCCACUGUCACAAUGUACUACAGCUUUCCCACUGUCAAAAUGUACUACAGCUUUCCCACUGUCAUGA